This is a messenger RNA of Manduca sexta (tobacco hornworm), 2941 nucleotides long. It is a transcript of the gene Rab26, whose product is annotated as ras-related protein Rab-37. Gene Ontology annotation, cellular component: dendritic spine; endosome; plasma membrane. Gene Ontology annotation, biological process: Golgi vesicle fusion to target membrane; regulation of exocytosis; protein secretion. The transcript has 6 exons. Gene Ontology annotation, molecular function: GTP binding; GTPase activity. NCBI's taxonomy places the organism in Eukaryota, Metazoa, Arthropoda, Insecta, Lepidoptera, Sphingidae. The coding region runs from base 289 to 1074 and encodes 261 amino acids. The record is from RefSeq and is a predicted model, not a curated record.
GUUCGCACAGGACUUCGGGACGCACCCGUCGCGAGCGGGAAGCGCUCAAAGUUUGCGCGCUAUUUGCGAAGUUCGGUAUUAAAGUGUGAAAUAGAAACUGGUCUGUGUGUGUGCAUGUCCAGGGUAUUAGGGAAAGUGACUCGUAUUAUACUAUAGUAAUAUUUGUGACUUGCAAUAAAAUAAUAACCAAGUAAUAUACGUUUUAUACGUAAAGACAUGAAACAGAAAUAAACAGUGUUAGUUUAAACGAUGUUCUUAAUUUAAAAGUGGAUAAUAGACAAAACAAAAAUGUGGAAUCCAAACUCAGACGGCAGGCAGAUGGAGAAAAGGGUCGUUGUGGGAAGAGUUCGGCCUACUUGGGCAAGAAACCUCCCUGACGCCAGAGACGACGAUGAUAAAAAUGAUCAGGAAGGAGUGAUGCCUCACAGCGAACCUCCUUCUCCCACUGAACCGUGGGGACAGCAAGCAAAACAAGAAGACAAAUAUGACGCAUUCGGCAAAGUUAUGCUGCUAGGCGACAGCGGCGUCGGGAAGACGUGCAUGUUAGUGCGCUUCCGGGACGGCACGUUCCUGGCGGGAAACUACAUAUCCACCGUCGGCAUCGACUUCCGGAACAAAAUAGUCACAGUAGACGGCAUCAAGGUAAAGUUACAGAUUUGGGACACGGCCGGCCAAGAGCGCUUCCGUAGCGUCACCCAUGCAUAUUACAGAGAUGCACAUGCUCUGCUGCUCCUGUAUGACGUCACCAACAAGACCAGUUUCGACAACAUCCGCGCAUGGCUCGGCGAGAUCAGGGAAUAUGCUCAGGAUGAUGUCGUUAUUAUGCUAUUAGGUAACAAAUCCGACAGCGGGCUGGAGAGGGCGGUGAGGCGGGAGGAGGGGCAGCGCUUGGCGAGAGAGUACCAAGUCGCGUUUAUGGAGACAUCAGCUAAAACCGGACUGAACGUCGAAGCCGCCUUCGCCCACGUGGCGCGUUCGCUCGUUGCCAAAGCGAACCCCGUCGACCCGUCCAGGCUGGCGGUGCGCGCGCAGCCGUCUCAAGAACAAAGAUCCUCGUGCCCGCCGUGUUCGUAAAUUAAAUUUCGCGCCAUUCGGGACUUUGAAUUUCGAAGUGGACCAAUUCUGGCCAGUGUUACGUGCAAUAUAUAAUAAAGAGAUCGAAUAAUUACAUACAUGUCUCCUUUUUAGUUCAGAUGUUAAGGUUUAAGGCUGACAAUGCACAAUAUUUCGUAAAUAAAUUCUUUUUUUCCUCGAUUUAAUUAAAAAAAUAUUAUUUCUGCUUUUUGAAAAUUUACAGUUUUGGAGUGCAAUUAUAUAUCAAAAUUUUGUACCUCCGUAGCUACCUAAUAUAAUAUACCUUCCUACUUAUAAAAAGAUAUUGUAUAAAUAAUAAUAUUUAUAAAAAUAUGAUUUCGCGAGAAUUUACUUAUUUCGUCCUAAAUUAAAUUUUCAAUAUGUAGCUAUUUUUCUUAUUUUAAUGUAUUUACAUAUUCGACAAAAUAUAAUCUUACCUGACCAAUUUUUUAUUUUACUUUAAUCUUGAGUUUACACAUCCUAUGUUUCUCAUUUUAAGUAACCAAAUACUCUGUAAUAAUACUAUUAUAUUUAUGUAUAUAAACAAAUAGUGUAUUAUGAUGUUGUAAUAUGUAGUAGGUAUGAAUUUAUAAGUACUUAAUUAAUUGAGAAACCAUAUUGGUAGGCAUUUUCUGUCUACGCUCAACAAAGACAGUAUAGUUAUUUAUGAUAUAUAUGUACCUACCUUACGUUUUCCUUGUUGAUAAACUGAAUAGUACAGGCAUUGUUGAAAAUUAUGAUUUAAAUACCUAUAUACAUAAUACUUAUAGCUAAUAAUUCUACAAUUAAUCGACGGUCUCGAAAAAUCCAUCUGCUGACCGUCACCAAUCAUUAUAGAUUGUGAUAAAUAGAUGUCGCCACCGAACUUAAGAUGGAGUAUUAUUAAGAAUGUAAUAAUAUAAAAUUAUCGUGUCACAGUGUUAGUCUCCAAAUUCCUGCGAAACGGCUCGAAUGAUCCUUAUGAAACUUUCUGUUUAUAAUUGGUAACUCUGAGAAUCGGUAGUAAACUAUAUUUUAAGCCCCUAAGUAAUAAUGGUGCCCCACCCCAAAUUUUUUUUUUGGACAAUAUUUUGUUUAGUUUAUUUUUUUAUGAUUUGGCAUAAAAAGACAUACAACCUUACAUUUUUAAUCUUCUACCACCAACCCCUAGUAAUAAUCGCGAUUUAUUAUUUCAACUUUUUUUGGCAUUAUUUUUAAUGUUUAAUUUUUUUAUCAUUCCAUUAGAAAUAAUGUAUAAAUGGUUUUGCAAUGGCAAACGUCGUUUUACAUUUAAAUAAUAUAUAAAUGUAAAACGACGUUUGCCGGAUCAGCUAGUAUAAUUAUAAUAAUCACUAACAAAAAAUGCAACUCGUAAAUCGAUGUCGUUUUAUUUUGAUGUUUGUAAUUCAUCGACAGACCAAUGCUUCAGUCACAGGGUAGUCUCUCAAGUAAUCACAAUAAAACAACAUGGAGCCGAGUCCUGUUUUCGCCACAUUCUGAUCACAUUGAAAGCGAAAUCAUUUUAUUAUUAUAAAAGCAAAUUUCUUGUUCAAAACACAGACUCAUAAGUCGUGCUCUAGGAUCAGAGGAUGGCUUAUAAGUUUGGCAUACGGCUGCAUCUCUGCCGAUACCCUCAGGGAUCAGACGUGAGCUAUAUGUAUAUGUCACAGUAAAUGUAAAUCCCAAUUCUGUAUAUCCUAUUUAAGAAUCUUCUUACUGUUAAAUUAUAAGUAAGUUGUAAGUAGUAAUAUCUAUAUCAAUGAAACAAUAACCAUAAAUACAAAUGGAUGGAACUCCAUACUAUGUAUUAAUAACCCAAUAUUGUUAACUACGUGCUGAAUGUUGCUUAUGCGAAAUAUUAAUAAAGAAUAAAAUUAUAUGGAAAUUU